CUUUUUUUUUUUUUUUUUUUUUAAUUUUUUUAUUAAUUUUCUCCGGGAGGUGGUGAGAGAAAAAGGAAAACGUGGUGGCGUGUGGUGCAACCGGUCAUUAUCAUCAAUCGAAUAAUACAUAUAUUACAAGGUGGUGAUUGUUUUUGUUGAUGAAUGGAACAAUAACAAUAUUUGAAAAAAAUGGCAACUGAAUUGGUUGAAUUGAUCCUGGAAAAGGUUGACAAGUUUGGUAAAAUAAAUUCAUUAAAUUUGGCAAAUGAAAUUAAAGAAGAUCAUCAAAAAAUAAUUGGAGCAAUAAAAAGUCUUCAAACACUUGAUGAUGUUAUUUAUGUUGAACAAAUUAGUGAAAAAAAAUGGGAACCAACUGCUGAGGGUCAACAUGUCAUUGAGCAUGGAAGUCAUGAGGCAGCAGUAUACAAUGCAAUACCAAAUGAUAAAACUGGUAUAUCUCAAGCUGAUAUUAUGAAAUCUGUAGCAUAUGCUAAAGUUGGUUUUUCAAAGGCUCUUGCUGCUGGUUGGAUUAAAAUUGAUAAAACCAGUGGUCAGCCAAUUGUCACUAAAAAUAAAGCAUCAAUUGAAGAUACAACACAAGCUGAUUUAAAUAAUAUCAAUCAACUUGAUGAUAAAAUCAAGGCUAAUUAUAAAAAACGAAAACUUGUUCAAGAAAUAGUCAUCAAAAGUUUUGACAUCAAAAAAGGAAAUAAUUUUACAUUAAAAAUUGAAAAACAAGAAGCUGAUUUAACAUCUGAUUUAAUGAUAAAUGACGCUUGGAAAGAUAAAAAAUUUAAAGCAUAUAAUUUUAAUGCACUUGGUGCUGCACUUGAUGUUGGACAUUUGCAUCCUUUGCUAAAAGUACGCUCGGAAUUUCGUAAAAUAUUUCUUGAAAUGGGAUUCACUGAGAUGCCAACAAAUAAUUUUGUUGAAAGUUCAUUUUGGAAUUUUGAUGCUCUCUUUCAACCACAACAACAUCCAGCAAGAGAUGCACAUGACACAUUUUUCAUAUCUGAUCCAAAGAUAACUAAAAAGCUACCACAAGAUUAUUUGGAAAAAGUUAAACAAGUACAUAGCAAAGGUGGCUAUGGCUCACAAGGAUAUUGUUAUGAUUGGAAAAUUCAAGAGGCACAAAAAAAUUUGUUAAGAACUCAUACAACAGCUGUCAGUGCACGUAUGCUUUAUAAUUUAAUGCAACAAGGUCAAUUUAAACCAGUCAAAUAUUUUAGUAUUGACAGAGUAUUUAGAAAUGAAACACUUGAUGCAACUCAUCUUGCUGAAUUUCAACAAGUUGAGGGUGUUAUUGCUGAUUAUAAUUUAACACUUGGUGAUUUAAUUGGUACACUUUAUCAAUUUUUUAAAAAACUUGGUAUUGAUAAAUUGGAAUUUAAACCAGCAUAUAAUCCUUACACUGAACCAAGUAUGGAAAUAUUUUGUUAUCAUGAAGGACUUGAAAAAUGGAUUGAAAUUGGUAACAGUGGGGUAUUUAGACCAGAAAUGUUAUUACCAAUGGGAUUACCACCAAAUGUCAAUGUCAUUGCUUGGGGUUUAUCACUUGAAAGACCAACAAUGAUCAAAUAUAAAUUGAAUAAUAUCCGUGAUUUGGUCGGCCCAAAGGUAGAUCUACAAAUGGUCUAUAAUAAUCCAAUAUGUCGUUUGGAAAAAAUGGAAAACUCGACUCAAAUAAAUAAAUUAAUCAAUAAUAAUAACAGCAACAACAAUAGAGGUUUACCAAUAACAUUUAAAUGUCGAGGUAAAAUAAAUAAAGAGCAACUUGUGAUAUUUUGUGAUCCAAAAUAUCCAAUCAAGUGGCUUGGAUCAUUGCUUGAAAAAGCUAAAAAAUUAUUUACAUUAUCAAUGUCAAUUCAUUUACAUUCUACAGUUAAAAAUGUAUCAAAUGAACUUGUUAAUUACUAUGCUCAUAAUAACGAUGAUGAUGAUGAUGAUGAUGAUCCAGUUGUAAAAAUACAUUUUAUUUGGAAAAAUAAUAUUGGUAUUGAUCCAGUAAUGAAUUUAAAUAGUUUUGAUUGUAUUUUUGGAGCAGUUAAUAUUGCAAGAUACUUUAAUCGUCUUAUUGAAUCAGUUGAUCCAUUAGUACUUGUGUAUGAAUCAAUGGGCACAAUUUAUUCAUGUGAAAUUAAUAAAAUCAUUGAUAAAAUUCAUUCAUAUUUACACAGUGGUAAAACAAUCAAGGAAAUAUCUUGUUUGUUUGGUAAAAAAACAAAUGUACCAUUGCUUGAUAGACCAUCAAUUAUUGAUAUUAUUCUUGAAUCAUCAUGAUAAUAAUGUAUAUUAUAAUAAAACAAUUGACUUGAAAAAAAAAAAAAUAAUUAUUUUUAAGACUAUUUUAUGUUCUUAUCUAAUUAGCCUGGGGUUGAUGGUAUAUGAAUUAUUUAUUUCUUUUGGAGUUUUUUUGGAGAAUAUUGGAGUGAAGUUAAUUUUCUUUGGGAGUUAAUAGUUUGAUUAAUAUCAGUUAAUUAAAAUUUAGGAGUGCAGGCAGCC
Messenger RNA from Aphidius gifuensis, 2493 nucleotides. RefSeq names its product phenylalanine--tRNA ligase alpha subunit (gene alpha-PheRS). The coding region runs from base 181 to 2271 and encodes 696 amino acids. Gene Ontology annotation, molecular function: ATP binding; tRNA binding; phenylalanine-tRNA ligase activity. Gene Ontology annotation, biological process: phenylalanyl-tRNA aminoacylation. NCBI's taxonomy places the organism in Eukaryota, Metazoa, Arthropoda, Insecta, Hymenoptera, Braconidae. The transcript is spliced from 5 exons. Gene Ontology annotation, cellular component: cytoplasm; phenylalanine-tRNA ligase complex; cytosol. The record is from RefSeq and is a predicted model, not a curated record.